GAGGGGUGCAGCCUCUGGUUGUGGGGCAGAAAGAACACGCGAAGGGCUCCGCUGACAUUGACAGUGGACGGUUUAAAACCUCGCUAGGAUUUUCACUGUAUAUAUGCCUUGUUUCGUGGGUCCACGGGAAGCAUGAGUCUGUUGGGACUUGGGACAAGAAGAAAACAAGACAUCUUCACAAGGAAUACCAGACAAUAAUAAAAAGUAUCCCAGAGUCUGAAGAGAUAGAACACAAACAUGACCGACAGAGGACUUAGGGAUCCUCCAGAGGACUCUCAAAAGGAUUUGGAAAAUGACCCAUCAAUAAAUUCUCAGGCACAGGAGACCACAGUCACAACAAGUACCACUGAAGAAGCUCAGACCCCAAACCCUGCCUCUGGUCUUAACAAAGACCACCAAGAGGUGGAAACAGUAGGUCCAGGAAGUGCAGAUACAGGUGAUCAAUCAGAAAGUCCAGAUGAAACAAAUGAUGGGAAAUAUCCAAAGGAUAAAACAGAACAUGAGAACAACCAGAGAUUUCAGGAUGGAGAAGAAAGGCAUCCCGUCCAUUCAGAAAGUCUCGGUCGAGACCCCUUGGAUCCAGAACCCGCCCGUUCUCCAGGUGACAAGGGAGGAAGAGAAGGUGCACACGUAGGGAGCAGCUCUGCAGCCCUCCCUGAGGAAGCGAGCGACAGACCCGGAGCUUCACAGGAGCCACCUGCUGUUGACCCUCAGGAUGCCCAGAGUCCUGGUCAUUCCAGUGCGCCGCUGGAGAGCCAGGAGACACUGAGGAGGCGACCGCAGGUGCCAGAGGCUGUAAGUCAUCAACAAGAAACACAAAAAUUGGGAGAAAACAAAGAGAAUGCACAGCAUACCUUAAGAAAGCCUAAUAAAAAGGAUUUUUGGACUUAUGGCUCUAUCUUUUGUAUCUUCCUAGUUGUGGCUCUUGUUUUGCUAAGUUCUAUUACUAGCUACUAUUUGUCUCCAGGCCAGCAAGUGUCUAAAAAUCCAGCUUUGGAGGCCUUCUUGGUUCAGUUCAGCCAACUGAAGGAUAAAUUUCCAGGCCAGAGUUCCUUUUUGUGGCAGCGAGGACGUAAGUUUCUCCAGAAGCACCUCAAUGCUUCAAAUCCCACUGAGCCAGCCACCAUCAUAUUUACAGCAGCUCGAGAGGGAAGAGAGACCCUGAAGUGCCUGAGCCAUCAUGUUGCGGAUGCCUACACCUCUUCCCAGAAAGUCUCUGCCAUUCAGAUUGAUGGGGCUGGAAGAACCUUUCAGGACAGUGACACAGUCAAGCUAUUGGUUGACAUGGAGCUGAGCUCUGGAUUUGAAAAUGGCCAGAAGGCUGCAGUGGUACACCGCUUUGAAUCCCUUCCUGCGGGCUCCACCUUGAUCUUCUAUAAGUAUUGUGACCAUGAGAAUGCUGCCUUUAAAGAUGUGGCCCUGGUCCUGACCGUUCUACUAGAGGAGGAAACAUUAGAAGCGAGUGUUGGCCCAAGGGAAACAGAAGAAAAAGUGAGAGAUUUACUCUGGGCCAGGUUUACCAACUCGAACAGUCCCAAGUCCUUCAACCACAUGGACUCAGACAAGUUGAGUGGGCUGUGGAGCCGUAUUUCACACCUGGUGCUACCCGUGCAGCCAGUGAGGAACAUAGAAGAACAGGGGUGUCUUUGAUGAGCUAAGCACGGAGUUGGUUAUGGAAGGCAUGGGUUUAUUAAAAAAUUUAAAAGCCUUCCAUUUAUGUGGAAAGAGAUUGAUGAAUGUGAGGAAAGCACAAAUGAGCUUAUUUUAGAAAAUAAUUUUUCAUUUUUUACUUUUUGUAAAAUCUUUCUAAUCUAAGCUUGACAAAGCUAAAAAAUUUGACCAGAUUUUUUUCCCUUGCCUGUCAAGGAAAUCAGGUUUGAAAUAUACCAUGGUAUAUGUAACUGAGGAAUUUUUUUUAAUGCAAAAAUAUAGCAACAGAAUCAUUGCACAGGAAGAGACUCUUCUCAGAGUAGCUACAGAGUGAUUUUUGUUUUCUUGAGACUCUGAAGAGCCUUUUGGAUAGUGUGUGGACUUGGACUAAAGCAAUUACAGUUAUGAAGCAAUGAUAAUUUUUAGAAAAUUUUUCUAUUACAUGUUAAAUAUUUUAAUAACCUAUUGUGAGAUUACAUCUUAUACUAAUUUGCACUUUUGAAUAGUAUGAAAAAAAAAGAAACAAAUUCAAAUACUUAUCUAAAAACUAUAUGUAAGGCACUGCUUUUAUUCCGUUAAGGAGCUGAGGUAAAAGCAGGUGUACUCAAGAAGUGUUAUUAAAAAUUGGAAACAAUGGGGAAAUUGUUUAUAAUCAUUGGAAAUGAAGAAAUUCCAAUUGCCUAUAUCUUUACUUCAGCUUUCUUGAAUGAUUUAGAGCAGUGAUUUUUAGGGUGUGUCUGCUGGCACCCCUCUACUUUGUAUCAGAGCAGUUCUACUUUGACUUUUUUAUAUGUUGGGAUUCUCUAUAAGAUUUAAUGGG
Molecule: messenger RNA, 2470 nt
Organism: Ceratotherium simum simum (southern white rhinoceros)
Lineage: Eukaryota; Metazoa; Chordata; Mammalia; Perissodactyla; Rhinocerotidae
Gene: TOR1AIP2
Product: torsin 1A interacting protein 2
Biological process (GO): membrane organization; endoplasmic reticulum organization
Cellular component (GO): membrane; endoplasmic reticulum
Molecular function (GO): ATPase activator activity
Source: RefSeq, a predicted model, not a curated record